GAGCACGCGAGAUCGGAAGUGUUUUCAUUUAUCCUGUGCACGAUAAUACGCGAAAAAGUAUUGGGUGCCUGCAUCUGAGAGCUGAUUAAAUUUGAAAUAAUUCAUGCUGGUCGUGAAGUAUCGAUGGACUCCAGUCAUCCCAAGGCCGUCUUGGUCUUCAGUGGAAAACGCAAAUCAGGGAAAGAUUUUACAUGUGCUCUACUGAAAGAAAGGCUUGGAGAUGUAUGUACGAUCUUGACUCUCUCAGCUCCUUUGAAGUGUCAGUUCGCUGAGAUUCAUGGCCUAGACUAUGAGCAGCUCCUCUCAGCGUCUUCCUACAAGGAGCGUUACAGACAUGACAUGGUGGUAUGGGGUGAGAAGAAACGAAAUGAAGAUCCAUCAAUAUUCUGCAGACUUGCCACUCUAGAUGUUUCAACUCAACAUAAGGUAUGGCUUAUCAGUGAUGCAAGACGUAAGACUGAUGUAGCAUACUUCAAGGAGACCUACUCAGAUAGAGCUAAGCUAGUCAGGGUACAAGCUGAUGAAUCCAUAAGAGCUUCAAGGGGUUAUGUCUUCAAGAAAGGAGUGGAUGACAGCGAGACAGAGUGUGGCCUGGAUGAAGGUGUCUUGUGGGAUUAUGUAAUAACCAACAAUGGAGAUGAAGAUGAUCUAGAUAGACAACUCACACAGCUUAUCAGCAGUAUACAAGACGGUUUGAUCAAUGAAAUUAAAACAGAUGUAUCGUGACGCUAGCUCAAUUAUGUAGGCUAUAUUUUUGGAUAUUUUUAUCAUAUUCCCUCAAACAUAUUCUGAUGCAAUAUUUAUUGUUACAACAUAAUUAUGCCAAAUCAUGAGAAAACCUAGGAAUAUAGGGUAGGGUAAUUGAAAACUUUCAGAGUAUUAAAGUGAAGUGUCACAUACUUUUAACUGAUGAAGAACAUGCAAGUACAGAUUCUCUUUUGACGCCUUAAAUGAAUCAAGCCUGUGCCAGCUUUAUUUGUGUUCAACUACAUAAUUGUGUCGGUCUACAACAUAUGUUAUGCUGACCCUUCAUUCAGGGUACGUUGGAUUUUAUGUUUGAUCUCAUUUUUAUUAUUAUAUAUGCAUGAUUUAUAGGAAAAAGAACAGAUUUAUUUUACGUAUGUUCAUUAUAAGUUUUGGUUGGUAAUUUGUAGAAAGACAAUGGUGCGCUUACAAACAACCGUAUUAAGCGCACCAUAUCAAGCACCCUAAUAAAUGUUGUGUAUUAUUAUUAUUACUGGAACCCGUGGAAAUCCACGGCCACCCUACUAAAAGUGCAUUAUGUGGAGAGUUUUGUUGCAAAAUGCAAUAAAUCCAUUUUGGUAAAUUCUAGAUAUUUGUGUUUGAAGGUUGCUGCUGAAUCAUAAUAGAAAUAAUAAGGGAAAUGUUGUUUCAAACGA
Strongylocentrotus purpuratus (purple sea urchin) is the source of this 1400-nucleotide messenger RNA. RefSeq names its product phosphomevalonate kinase (gene pmvk). The transcript has 6 exons. Gene Ontology annotation, cellular component: cytoplasm. NCBI's taxonomy places the organism in Eukaryota, Metazoa, Echinodermata, Echinoidea, Camarodonta, Strongylocentrotidae. Gene Ontology annotation, molecular function: phosphomevalonate kinase activity. Gene Ontology annotation, biological process: cholesterol biosynthetic process; isopentenyl diphosphate biosynthetic process, mevalonate pathway. The coding region runs from base 124 to 726 and encodes 200 amino acids. The record is from RefSeq and is a predicted model, not a curated record.